Molecule: messenger RNA, 1440 nt
Organism: Stylonychia lemnae
Lineage: Eukaryota; Ciliophora; Spirotrichea; Sporadotrichida; Oxytrichidae
Source: the annotation of a GenBank genome assembly
AUGGAAUAAAAGUCUCGAUAAAACUCAGAAUUUGAAGAGAUCAAAGUGAUUAGUGUAGACAGACCUGAGGAUGUUUUAAGCGUCAGACCUAAUACUAAAUUAAAUCAUGGCUACGAAGCAAAUUAUGAGCAAUAUAAUUAACAGAAUUCAAACGAUAUUGGAAAGCUUAAUUUUACCAAUUCAGUGUUACAGGGAAAAUUAUCCACCUAGGGAUCAAUGAAAAGGAAAAUGACUAUCAAGGACUUUGAAAUAUAGGGAGUAUUAGGAGAGGGAUCAUUUGGCAAAGUAUACUGUGCCAUUGACAAACAUGAUUAAAAGUUCUACGCUAUCAAGGUCCUAGAUAAAUACCAUAUAAUGAAACAUUUCACUUUUCAAGAUGACACUAACCUUUAUUAUGCUUUUGAAUAUGCUAACAGAGGGAACUUAACUAAAUUCAUCUAAAAAACUAAUUAAAACGGAAAAAUGCCUAUGAAUCUGGCAAGAUAUUAUGCAGCAGAAAUACUUUCAGCUUUGGAGUUGAUGCAUUCAAAGAGCAUAAUACACAGAGAUUUAAAGCCUGAAAAUAUAUUGAUUUCAGAUGAUUGGCAUUUAAAGAUUAUUGACUUCGGUGAUUCAAUAAAGCUGGAAGACUCAAAACAGAUUUAUACUAAGGAAAAUAAAGACCCAAAUAAAAGAAAAUCUACUUUUGUUGGAACCCCGCUCUAUGUUAGCCCUGAAAUGCUUAUCGAUAAUAAAUCUAGUCCAGCUGGAGAUCUGUGGGCUUUAGGCUGCAUUUUAUUCCAAAUGAUUACAGGUGAUGUACCAUUCAAAGCUCAUCAUGAUUAUCAGACAUUUUAGCUGAUAUUGGAGAGAAAAAUGACGUUUCCUGAAGAUAUGGACUAUAACACUAAGGAUUUUAUUGAUAAGUUAUUACAGCUUGAUCCAUCCAUUAGAAUUGGAAUGCCUUUUGUAGAAGAUACCAAGAAAUGCUUUGAAGUUAUCCGAAAUCACGACUUCUUUAAUGACUUUGAUUUCAAAUAACUAUCAAAGCAGCCAGUUCCAAUUCCUGAAUAGCUUUAAGUAUUAUUUGACAAACCUGGCACUAUGAAGAAAAAAAAGAAAAAUGCAAUAGAUCAAGAAGAAAAUCUAGAAGAGGGUAAAAUUGAGGUUAAAGAGUUAAAGAGAGGACUAAUUAAGAAGAGAAACUAGUAUUAUAUGAAACAGGUUAGAACAUUUAUCCUUACGACUGAACCAAAACUGUCAUACUAUAAGGAUGAAACUGAAUAUAGGGGCUAAAUACCAUUAACUAGGCAGGUUUAUGCUAGAAGAAGUGGAAGAGACAGAUUUGAAGUUGUCACACCAUAGAGGACAUACUUUUUAUUUGAAUGCUAAGCUGGGGAUUCAGACUAGUGGAUAGUUCAAAUAAAUCAAGUGAUUUCCUAGUACUGUAAGGAUCAAUGA